This is a messenger RNA of Chrysochloris asiatica (Cape golden mole), 5523 nucleotides long. It is a transcript of the gene TANC1, whose product is annotated as tetratricopeptide repeat, ankyrin repeat and coiled-coil containing 1. Gene Ontology annotation, biological process: regulation of postsynapse organization. Gene Ontology annotation, molecular function: protein binding. Bases 1 to 5523 code for a protein of 1840 amino acids. Gene Ontology annotation, cellular component: glutamatergic synapse. The record is from RefSeq and is a predicted model, not a curated record. NCBI's taxonomy places the organism in Eukaryota, Metazoa, Chordata, Mammalia, Afrosoricida, Chrysochloridae. The transcript has 25 exons.
AUGAACAUCUGUGGCGGUGAUUUCGAUCCCGAGACUUCUCCAGUCCUUCCUCCUGGUCAUGGUGGUGACUUUCCUGUCAGCAGCCUUUCUGUAGCAGAGGACACCUAUAGGGUGAGCUUGGCCAAAGGUGUCUCUAUGUCUCUGCCUUCAUCACCCCUGCUGCCUCGCCAGUCUCACUUGGUACAAUCAAGAUCAAACAAGAAAUCUCCAGGUCCUGUCAGGAAGCCUAAGUAUGUGGAAAGCCCCAGAGUGCCUGGAGAUGCAGUUAUAAUCCCCUUCAGAGACGUGUCCAAGCCAACAGAGCCCAAUGAAAAUGAAACAAAGGCCAGUAAUGAACCCAGCUGUUCACCGGCAGCUCAAGAACUGUUGACAAGGCUGGGAUUUUUACUGGGAGAAGGGAUCCCGAGUGCCACACAUAUAACCAUUGAAGAAAAAAAUGAAACCAUGUGCCCAGCUCCUAGCCAAGGCAUCAGUCCUUGCUCCACACUAACAAGCAGUACCGCAUCUCCUAGCACCGAGAGCCCCUGCUCAACCCUGAAUAGCUGUGUCAGCAAGACGGCAGCCAACAAAAGUCCCUGUGAGACCAUUAGCAGCCCUAGUUCCACUCUGGAAAGCAAGGACAGUGGAAUUAUAGCCACGAUUACAAGUUCAUCGGAAAAUGAUGACCGGAGUGGCUCCAGUUUGGAAUGGAAUAAAGAUGGAAGUCUGAGGUUGGGGGUUCAGAAAGGAGUGCUUCAUGAUCGCAGGGCAGAUAAUUGCUCCCCAGUGGCAGAAGAGGAGACCACUGGGUCAGUGGAGAGCUUACUGCCCAAAGCUGAAGCCUCAGCUGGAGAUGGUCCAGUCCCUUAUUCUCAGAGCUCCAGCUCGCUAAUAAUGCCACGACCCAACUCAGUUGCAGCGACAAGCUCAACCAAAUUGGAAGAUCUGAGCUACUUAGAUGGGCAGCGAAAUGCUCCACUUCGAACGUCCAUUAGGUUGCCAUGGCACAAUACAGCAGGAGCACGGUUUGCGCCCUACAAGCCACAAGACAUUUUGUUGAAACCCUUGUUGUUUGAAGUACCAAGUAUUACGACAGACUCUGUGUUUGUGGGGAGGGAUUGGCUCUUUCACCAGAUUGAAGAAAACUUAAGGAACACAGAACUGGCAGAAAAUAGAGGAGCUGUUGUCAUUGGAAAUGUGGGAUUUGGAAAGACGGCAAUCAUUUCUAAGUUGGUGGCACUUAGCUGCCACGGAGGUCGCAUGAGACAGAUCGCAUCCAACAGCCCUAGUUCAUCACCUAAAACUUUAGAUCCCUCCCAAGAUCUUCCUUUCACUCCACUACUUUCACCGAGUUCUUCCUCAAGUAGUACCCACCCAGCUAAAACAACCUCUGGAUCUGCAUCUGGUACGCCUGAAAACCAGAGACCAAGAGAAGAUGCAGUGAAAUACCUCGCUUCUAAGGUCGUGGCCUACCACUACUGCCAGGCUGACAACACAUACACGUGCCUGGUGCCCGAGUUUGUGCACAGCAUCGCAGCAUUGCUCUGCCGCUCCCAUCAGCUGACCGCCUACAGAGACCUCCUCAUCAAAGAGCCCCAACUUCAGAGCAUGCUGAGUCUGCGGUCCUGUGUUCAGGACCCCGUGGCAGCUUUCAAGAGGGGUGUACUGGAGCCACUUACAAACCUGAGACACGAGCAGAAAAUUCCUGAAGAAGAGUACAUUAUUUUGAUAGAUGGCUUAAAUGAAGCUGAAUUUCAUAAACCUGAUUAUGGGGAUACGCUCUCUUCAUUUAUUACCAAAAUUAUUCCUAAAUUUCCUGCCUGGUUGAAGUUGAUUGUGACUGUAAGAGCCAAUUUUCAGGAAAUCAUAAAUGCACUGCCCUUCAUCAGACUUUCCUUAGAUGACUUCCCGGACAACAAAGACAUUCACAGUGACCUGCACGCCUACGUCCAGCACAGGGUCCACAGCAGCCAGGACAUCCUCAGUAACAUCUCUCUGAACGGCAAGGCCGAUGCCGCCCUCAUAGGCAAAGUGAGCAGCCACUUGGUGCUGCGGAGCCUCGGCUCCUACCUGUACCUGAAGCUUACCUUGGACCUCUUCCAGAAGGGACACUUGGUUAUUAAAAGUGCCAGCUACAAGGUCGUCCCUGUGUCUUUGUCUGAGCUGUACCUGCUGCAGUGCAACAUGAAGUUCAUGACCCAGUCUGCCUUCGAACGAGCACUUCCAAUUCUAAACGUAGCCCUGGCCUCUCUCCACCCCAUGACGGACGAGCAGAUUUUCCAGGCCAUUAAUGCUGGCCACAUUCAAGGGGAGCAAGGGUGGGAAGACUUUCAGCAGAGAAUGGCUUCUCUCUCCUGCUUCCUCAUUAAGCGGCGAGACAGAACCCGCAUGUUCUGUCAUCCGUCCUUCCGGGAGUGGCUGGUGUGGAGAGCAGAUGGUGAGAACACAGCCUUCCUGUGUGAGCCCAGGAAUGGGCAUGCUCUGCUGGCAUUCAUGUUCUCUAGACAGGAGGGCAAGCUCAACCGUCAGCAGACCAUGGAACUCGGCCACCACAUCCUCAAGGCACACAUUUUCAAGGGCCUCAGUAAGAAGACAGGAAUCUCGUCCAGUCAUCUUCAAGCACUGUGGAUCGGUUACAGCACUGAGGGGCUGUCUGCUGCCCUUGCCUCUCUCAGGAACCUCUACACUCCCAACGUGAAGGUGAGCCGGCUCCUGAUCUUGGGAGGAGCCAAUGUGAACUACAGAACGGAAGUGCUAAACAACGCCCCGAUCCUCUGUGUCCAGUCUCACCUUGGACACGAGGAAGUUGUCACUCUGCUCCUGGAAUUUGGUGCCUUCCUGGACGGAAUGUCGGAGAAUGGUAUGACGGCUCUCUGCUAUGCGGCAGCUGCCGGCCACAUGAAGCUGGUGUAUCUACUGGCCACAAAGGGGGCAAGGGUGGACCACUUGGAUAAGAAAGGCCAGUGUGCACUAGUGCACAGUGCACUGAGGGGCCAUGGCGACAUUCUCCAGUACCUACUGUCCUGCCAGUGGUCAGAGGCUCCCCAACAGCCAGGCACACUGAGGAAGAGCCAAGCCCUGCAGCAGGCGCUGACGGCGGCCUCCAGCAUGGGCCACAGCUCGGUGGUCCAGUGCUUGCUGGAAAUGGAAGAGGAACAUGAAAUAGAAGUCAACAGCACUGACACAUUGUGGGGAGAAACAGCUCUCACUGCGGCUGCAGGAAGAGGGAAGCUGGAGGUCUGUGAACUGCUGCUGGAGCAUGGAGCUGUCGUAUCUAGGACCAACAGGCGAGGGGUCCCACCUUUGUUUUGUGCAGCACGGCAGGGGCACUGGCAGAUUGUGAGGCUGCUGCUGGAAUGUGGCUGUGAUGUGAACUUGAGUGACAAGCAGGGACGGACGCCCCUCAUGGUGGCCGCAUGUGAAGGGCACUUGAGCACUGUGGAAUUUCUCCUUUCAAAAGGUGCUGACCUUUCUUCUCUGGACAAAGAAGGCCUGUCUGCACUAAGCUGGGCUUGUCUGAAAGGUCACAGAGCAGCGGUCCAGCAUCUUGUUGAAGAAGGAGCCACAAUAGACCAGACAGACAAGAACGGCCGCACCCCUUUGGACCUGGCAGCCUUCUAUGGGGAUGCCGAGACAGUGCUGUACCUGGUGGAGAAGGGCGCUGUGAUUGAACACGUGGACCACAGCGGCAUGCGGCCUCUGGACAGAGCCAUUGGCUGUCGAAACACAUCUGUAGUGGUAGCACUGCUGAGAAAAGGAGCCAAAUUAGGAAAUGCUGCUUGGGCAAUGGCUACUUCCAAACCUGAUAUUUUGAUUAUACUUUUACAAAAAUUAAUGGAAGAAGGAAAUGUGAUGUACAAAAAAGGGAAGAUGAAAGAAGCCACCCAGAGGUACCAGUAUGCCUUAAGGAAGUUUCCUCGAGAAGGAUUCGGAGAGGACAUGAGACCAUUCAAUGAAUUAAGAGUUUCCCUCUAUCUUAAUUUGUCUCGCUGCCGAAGAAAAACAAACGACUUUGGCAUGGCAGAAGAAUUUGCUUCCAAGGCUCUUGAAUUGAAACCCAAGUCCUAUGAAGCCUUUUAUGCCAGGGCAAGAGCUAAGAGAAACAGCAGGCAGUUUGCGGCUGCUCUGGCUGACCUGCGGGAAGCUGUGAAACUCUGUCCCACCAAUCAGGAAAUCAAGAGGCUUCUGGCCCGUGUAGAAGAGGAAUGCAAGCAACUCCCGAGGAGCCAGCAGCUCAAGCCGCAGUGCCCACCACCAGCCCUGCCCACUGAUUCAGAGAAUGAAGAGGACACCUCAGUCUCCGGAUUAGAUGAUCACUUUCAGCUAGAAGAGGCCGAAGAGGACGUAAUUUGUCCACAGGAAGAAGCCAUUUCCCUGACUCCAAGGCCUCAGCCGUCCCCAUCAGCCCCUUCCCCAUAUAUCCGAAACCUUCAGGAAGGCCUACAGUCUAGAAUAAGGCCAGCAUCACCACAGAAUAGGUCAGGACCCAGCAAGCCCCCAAGGGAGCCUGGAGCCCAGCCAGGGUUGGUUACACAGCCCACCAAGCAGGCACAGAUAGUGAAAACCAGCCAGCACCUGGGUUCUGGACAGUCUGGCGUGAGAAACGGUGGCACAAAAAUUCAGGUCUCUCCUCAGAAUCCUCCCCCGAGUCCCAUGCCAAGUAGAAUCUCUGUCACUUCUGCUGGAAACCGAAACCAGCAUUUGGAGGGAACAGGUACUUGUGCCCCGGGAGCUAGCACUGGCCCUUUUGGAGACCGGCUAGGUCCUGGUCACAAUGUCCAGCUGCAGCGCAGUGACAGUGGCACCGCGUACCCUUUGCCAAGCAAGAUAAAAACGGCAGAGAGACUUCUGUUGCAUGCCUCUGUGGCCAUGGAUGUACCCCCUCCAAACCAAGGUGGGCCAGUUAGCUGCAGUGACACACGACACCCAGCUUCCCUCGCAAGCUCCAUCUCUUCAGGUUCUCCAUCUAGCAGCAUAAAGAUGUCAAGUUCAACCAGUAGUUUGACAUCAAGCAGCAGCUUUUCAGAUGGCUUCAAGGUUCAGGGACCAGAUGCUCGAGUGAAAGACAAGGCUGUUAACCAGGUUCAGAGCGGUACAGGUGAGCACAGACCACGCAGUACUCCUUUCAUGGGCAUCAUGGAUAAGACGGCAAGGUUCCAGCAGCAAAGCAAUCCUCCCAACCGCACCUGGCACUGUCAGGUCGCAGAGGGGCUACUGACAAACACAUCUUCUGCAGCUGGUCUGCAGCCCUCAAACUCUGAGAAGCCCUCUUUCAAACCAGGAGGAGGAUAUAACAGCCAAGCCAAAAUCAGUUCUGUUUCUACCCUGGGUGGAAGUGUCCACAAUGGGGCACAGAUGAAGGAACUAGAUGAAAAGAAGUGCCAAAUUCCAGCUCACUGUCCUGAGAGCAGGGCCAAUAAGACUGUUUCUCAUCCAUAUCAGGAAGGCAUCUCCAGACAACAGCCUCACAGCAGCAGUGAAGCCCACAGGAGUCACCUCACGUCAGCGAAACCAAAGCGAUCAUUCAUAGAGUCAAAUGUGUGA